Synchiropus splendidus (mandarinfish) is the source of this 4220-nucleotide messenger RNA. Its product is annotated as immunoglobulin-like and fibronectin type III domain-containing protein 1. The transcript has 24 exons. Lineage: Eukaryota; Metazoa; Chordata; Actinopteri; Syngnathiformes; Callionymidae. Gene Ontology annotation, molecular function: protein binding. The record is from RefSeq and is a predicted model, not a curated record. Bases 178 to 4107 code for a protein of 1309 amino acids.
GGACGGAUAGCUGAACCCAGACCACAGUAAGUCCAUUUCAUCUAUCAUCUAAAGACUUCAAAGGAAACCAAAUUUGGAGGUAUUUUUGAAGAUGCCUGGACUCCUAACCCUGGAAAAAAAAAAACAUUACACCUGGCAAUACUGUUUCUUAAUCUUGACUCGACGCACCCCCCAACCAUGGUAGUGACUUCCAAUGCUAAUCAACAAGCAAAACCAGCAGUGGCCAUCAAUAAGCGGUCAAGAGUCCCUGGGGUUACAAUCACUCAGUAUGUGGAACGAAUUCCUCUGGGGAAAUCAACGCCCGACUUCACCAGGAAGCCGAUGGCCACAACUGUCCAAGAAGGUAAAAAAGCAAUAUUGAAAGCCACUGUGAGCGGCGAGCCGGCACCCACCGUGACAUGGGAGCGCAGCAAGGGAGACAUGAAGGACCCAGACAAAUACAAAACAAGAUGUGAUCAGCGGACACAAGAGCACAUUCUUGAGAUCCUAAAUGUCAAAAUGGAGGACGCAGACACCUUCCAAUGCAGUGCGACCAACGAGUUUGGCACGGCUAUGAGCACUACGACUGUGAAAGUGAUUGAAGCUGGUUUCAAGCCAAAGAAACAAGAUGAAGGUGCGCAGGACUUCAGAUCGAUGCUCAAGAAAACUGUUGUGACCAGAAAAAAGCAACUGCCACCGAAGAAAGAGGGAGAGAUCGACCCAAAACUCUGGGAGCUGCUGGUCUGUGCUCACAAGAGGGACUACGAAAGAAUCUGCUUGGACUUCGGUGUCACUGACUUUCGCUGGAUGUUGAAACGACUGAAUCAAAUGAAGAAAGAGAGGGAAGAAGAACAGGCGAAGGUUGUAGAAAAAGUGCACAAUCUGAAACAAAUUCAAAUGAAGCCCAAUGGAACAGCGGAGUUCAGUGUCGACAUGACUCUGCGGGACCCCAACAGCGAAAUCCGGUUGUACAAGGACGGCAUCUUGGUCCAACAUGGUGAAGAUGAAAACUCAAGGCCACGACUGAAGAAAAUUGGGACAAAGUAUGUGUUCACCUUUAAAGACCCUCAGCCUGAAGACGUUGGACUUUACCAGCUUGAUGUUGAGGAGGCAAACAUUCUCACAACUGAUUUUACGUUGCCCAAGGUUGAGUUCAUGACACAGAUCAAGGAUGUGAAGGGGAUCGAAGGGGAAGACGCAGUCUUUCAGUGCCUGUUGUCAGCACCACAGAACGGAAUCACUUGGUCAACAGAGGAAACAUCACUGGAGGACGGAGAGAAACACCAGAUCACUGUCUCAGAGGACAAACUGAUUCACACGUUAACUGUAAAAAACUGUGCUAAAACAGAUAAAGGAAAAUAUUUUGCCAUGGUUGGGGUCAACUCAAGCUCUGCGUCUCUCACAGUAGAAGCGGACCCGGAUGGUCACAGGCGCCGUAAGGAGAUCAGUAAGCAGGAAGACCUGGCUCAGCUUGCACUGGAGCAAAAAGCCAAGUUACAAAGAGAACAGGAGGCCGCCAGAACUGCUCAAGCGGAACAAGACGCUGCAGAUACUAAAGCAGCAAUGGGGUGUGAAAAAGAUCAAGGAAAAGGUGAUGGUGCAGAUCAAGGGGGAGAUGGAAGUGAUGGUAGCAGUGGGAGGACUGAUGGAGGAGAUGCGGAGAAGACAGGAAAGGAUGUGGACCAUGGCGAUAAGAAAAAGCAGAGGUCUCGAACAGGUCCUCUGGUCCCUGAUAUCGGUGCAGAUCGGGGUGUUGUGUUUGUCAGCGGGCUGUCAGACACGCUGGGUAAUGUUGGUGAGCGGGUGGAGCUUUCUUGUAAAUUGAGCAGCGAUACUUCUGAGGGACGCUGGUUUAAAGACGGAAAGCCGCUCAAAAAAGAAGACGGAGUGACUAUAUCCAAGGAUGGGAGCAGCCACAGAUUGAUCAUUGACGGCUGUAAGAAAGAUGAUGCCGCUGUUUAUCGCUUUGAGUCUGACGGACGGAAAUCUGAGGCGACACUCAGUAUUCAAGAUCCACCGAAGAUCGACGCGGAUGCGCUCAGCGAAUUCACGAAGCCUGUCAUUGUCAAAGCUGGAGAAACUGCAGAGUGGAAGCUGCCAAUUUCAGGUGGUGAGCCGAUGAAUGUGCAGUGGUACAAGGGUGAUGACGAGCUCAUGCCCGGGCUCAACGUGAGGAUGGAAUCAUGGGAGACGGCUCGAAAACUGCGCCUUUCCAAGUGCCAGAGGAAAGACACAGGAGAGGUCAAGAUUAAAAUUAAGAAUGAAUUUGGUACGACUGAAGCCAUUUCCAAGCUGAUUGUCCUGGAUAAGCCCACUCCGCCACAAGGACCUGUGGAUGUUCUGGAGAGUGCCGUGACGUCAGUGGAGUUCAAAUGGAGACCCCCCAAAGAUAACGGUGGAAGCCCUGUGACUAACUAUAUCAUCGAGAGGCAGCAAGUAGGCCGUAAUAAAUGGUCCAAACUGGGAGAGAUUUCUGGCAGCAAUGCCAGUUUCAGAGAUUCAGGUGUGGACCCCGGAAGGAGAUACAGUUAUCGGAUUCGCGCAAAGAAUGCAGAGGGAGUCAGCGAGUUCCUGCAGACGGAAGACAUACCGGCCGGUGUUUUACGUUAUCCAGGCGCACCAUCGCCCCCUAAGUUAGUCAGUGCGUUUAAGGACUGCAUCAACCUCACCUGGAGCGCUCCCUGUGACAACGGGGGAAGCAAAAUAGUCGGCUACAACUUGGAAAAGAAUAAAAAAGGCACAAACUACUGGAGCCUUGUGAACCAAGGCGGACCGAUAACAGAUACCAAAUAUGCAGUGACGGACGUGUUUGAGGGGGCAGCAUACGAAUUUAGGAUUUCUGCCAUCAAUUUGUCCGGUGCAGGCGACCCCAGUAUUCCCUGCGACACCAUCAUUGCAAGAAACCCCAUGAAACCACCUGGGAAAGUCAGCGACGUGAAGUUAACCGACUCCGAUUACACCACCAUCUCACUUGCGUGGGCUAAGCCGAAACAAAUCAAAGGGGUUGAGGAUGAAGCCCAGGGGUACUAUGUGGAGAUCAGGCCCAUGGAAAACCUGGACUGGAUACGCUGCAAUACCAUCCCCACUAUUCUGACGUCCUACACCGUGCUUGGCUUAAAGGCACUGGCCACCUAUUGGGUGAGAGUUAUUGCGACCAAUUACGGCGGUGACAGUGAACCUCAGGCCUUGGAUAAUUACAUCAUCGCCAUGCCACCACCUGUAAAGCCAAAGUUUAAAGAUCGCAACAUGAAAACAUUUGUCGUGGUGAAAUCCGGUAACAGCGUUCGUCUUCAUGUCAACUUUGAGGCGUCACCUCUGCCUGACGUGUACUGGUUAAAAGAUGGCAUUCCACUGCUCAAACACGUAAUGGUCACAAACUCUGAUAAAGGUUCCCAGCUCUUCAUCCCGACCUCUGAGCGGACGGACAGUGGCAUCUACACCGUCACCGUCAAAAACCUUGUUGGCCAGGAGAGCUUCAAUGUUGAAGUCAGAGUUACAGAUGAUCCAAAGCCUCCUGGUCCCGUGGAGCUGCAUCAGAACACACCAGGCACAGUCACUCUCUCCUGGAGCCCAUCCCCGGAUGAGAAGCGAGACGACAGACUGCACUACAUGAUUUGCAUGCGUGACUCCUUCAAGCCCACAUGGAGACCAGUGGCUGACAACUUAUUCAACAACAAAUACACUGUUGUUAACAUUGUGCCUGGACGGGAGUACAGCUUCAGGGUGUUUUCCAAAAACGACAUGGGGCCUUCAGCACCGUCCGAAUCUCAAGGGUUUAUGACUCCGAAAGAAAAAGAGAAGUUUACGGUGACAAGACCCGAAAUCAAAUCUCUGGACCUGAGUUCACCUCCAUCGUUCAUCAUCCCUCUGAAGAAGCGCAUGCCUCCACCCGGUUACGAGUGCUGCAUAAGCUGUGCGGUAAAAGGCGACCCAACACCACGGGUGACGUGGUUUCGCAACAAUAUUAGCAUCAACACAAACACCAACUACCACAUCACCAACGUCUGUGGAGUGUGUUCCCUGCUCAUUUUAAGAGUGACUCCCAAAGAUGAGGGGGAGUACAAGAUCGUCAUCGAGAACAGGCUGGGGACAGCGGAAUACUCAAUGUACAUGAACAUCAGAGAGUGAAGAUGACCAAGCGGAGCAGACAAACAACAUAUUUCUAAAUAAAUCAGGACAUGAUACUGUUUGAAUAUCUGAACUCAACUCUCCAUGUUCUGCUCAUUAAAGGAGACAUUGAG